Molecule: messenger RNA, 970 nt
Organism: Danaus plexippus (monarch butterfly)
Lineage: Eukaryota; Metazoa; Arthropoda; Insecta; Lepidoptera; Nymphalidae
Gene: Obp5
Exons: 8
Coding region: 98-922 (274 amino acids)
Biological process (GO): sensory perception of smell
Molecular function (GO): odorant binding
Source: RefSeq, a predicted model, not a curated record
GGACUACCGUUAUUAUUUUUUUUCAUAUAAAAUAUUGUUUACCACAAUUUACACAUUGUCACGUUUGACACUGACAAGUGAGCGGUUAGAUAAUAGAAUGCUGAAAUUAAGCAAGUAUAUUGCACUUUUUUCCGUAUUAUCUCUAUUUUCAUUAUUAAAUGCUACAACUAUAGAUGAGGUGCAACAAAAGUAUAUAGAGAUCAUAAUGGAAUGCUCCAAGGACUACCCUCUAACAGAUGAAGAUAUUGCGCAGCUUAAGGAUAAACAGUUUCCCGAUAAGGAUGACGUCAGAUGUCUUUUUGCUUGUGCCUACAAGAAAACAGGAAUGAUGGAUGAUCAGGGCAAGCUAUCUGUGGACGGCGUGAAUAAUUUAGCAAAGAAGUAUUUUUCCGACGACGAAGAUAAGCUUCAGAAAUCUCAAAAGUUUACUGAAGCCUGUGCUGGGGUAAAUGACGAGGCUGUUAGCGACGGUGAAAAGGGUUGUGAGAGAGCUGCUUUGAUUUACAAAUGUUCUAUUGAACAAGCACCUCAGGGUUUGACAGAUGAAGAAGUGAAGAAAGAGUUUAUUAAGGAAGUAAUGACAUGCACGAAAGACAUUACAGUUGAUAUGUUUGAUCUCAUGGAGUUGGAACAACUUAAAGUGCCAACCAAAACUAAUGUGAAAUGUGUUCUUGCCUGUGCUUACAAGAGAGUUGGCACGAUGAAUAAAGAGGGCAAAUACGAUAUCAAAGAAGCUUAUAAAAUUUCAGAAACUAUGAUGAAAGGCGACGAUAAGAGAAUUGAGAACGGAAAGAAAUUGGCAGAUUUAUGCAGUAAAGUUAACGAAGCAGAUGUGCGUGAUGGCAAUAAGGGAUGUGAGAGGGCUGCUCUAUUGUUCAAAUGUGUCAUCGAAAAUGCACCGAAGCUCGGCUUCAAAGUCUAAAGAGGUUGUACAAAAUCGAUAAAAAAUUAUUAAAUAAAUUUGGGCAAA